Molecule: messenger RNA, 5676 nt
Organism: Colossoma macropomum (tambaqui)
Lineage: Eukaryota; Metazoa; Chordata; Actinopteri; Characiformes; Serrasalmidae
Product: period circadian protein homolog 1-like
Exons: 23
Coding region: 217-4482 (1421 amino acids)
Biological process (GO): entrainment of circadian clock by photoperiod; negative regulation of transcription by RNA polymerase II; circadian regulation of gene expression
Cellular component (GO): cytoplasm; nucleus
Molecular function (GO): transcription corepressor binding; transcription cis-regulatory region binding
Source: RefSeq, a predicted model, not a curated record
CACGGAGUUAGUAGUAGGGCAGUGCGAGUGGAGCCGGUCGUACAGAGUGGGACGCUGUUUGGGAAUUUUCUCCAAAUGCAGCUCUGAGGACGACACCAGCACCUUCAAGAAUCAAAGGAAAACGUGAGGCAUUGAGAGUUUGACCAGCUUCUUCACCCCGUACUAUGCAUCAGAUCAGGCGACCAUCGACCUGAGCUGUGACACUUGACCCUGUCCAUGUCAGGUGAGUCAGAGACAAAGCCAUACCUAUUCGGGGGUGGGUCCGAGGAGGAGGAGACAGAGUCUCCCUGUGGCUCCAUGCCUCAUCUACACCGAAUGGGUGGGGCUUCAGAUGGCAGUGACAGCAGUCAUGACCCACCCCCUUCCCCAGGGGCCCGCCCCCCUCUGCAUGAUGACAUAGAGAUGGGCGGGAACGGGUCCAGCAGGAGCAGCACAGAAUCCCAUAGCAACGAGUCACAUGGCAACGAGUCCCAGUGCAACGAAUCAGUGGGCAGCUCCAAUGGGAACGGCAAAGAUUCUGCGUUUUUGGAAUCAUCAGGGAGCAACAAGAGCUCAAACUCUCAGAGUCCGUCUCCUCCCAGCAGUUCAAACGCCUUCAGCAUGGUGAGCUCAGAACAGGACCAUCCAUCCACCAGCGGCUGCAGCAGUGAGCAGUCGGCGAAGGAGAAGACGCAGAAAGAACUCUUUAAGACGCUAAAGGAGAUGAAGCUUCACCUGCCAGCAGACAAACGCAGCAAAGGACGAGCGAGCACUCUGCACACGCUCAGAUAUGCACUGCGCUGCGUCAGACAGGUCAAAGCUAAUGAAGAAUACUAUCAGAUGCUGAUGAUAAAUGACAGCCAGCCACUCGGUCUCGAUGUGUCUUCCUACACCAUUGAGGAAAUCAACAGCAUCACCUCGGAAUACACUCUGAAAAACACUGAUAUCUUUGCAGUAGCGGUGUCUCUGAUCACGGGUAAAAUCGUGUACAUAUCAGAGCAGGCUGCAGGGAUUCUGCACUACAGGAAGGAUGAAUUUAAGGACAGGAAGUUUGUGGAGUUUCUGACGCCGCAAGAUGUCAGCGUUUUCUACAGCUUCACCACGCCAUACAGACUGCCCGCCUGGAGCAUGUGCACUGGAGCAGAGUCAUCCUCCACAGAGUUCAUGCGGGAAAAGUCCUUCUUCUGCCGAAUCAGUGGCGGUAAGGAGAAGGAAGGUGGUCUGCAGUAUUAUCCGUUCAGGAUGACCCCGUAUCUGAUGAAGGUUCAGGAUGCAGAGCUGUCAGAGGAACAUUUCUGCUGUUUAAUCCUGGCAGAGCGAGUACACUCAGGAUACGAGGCACCUCGAAUUCCACCAGACAAGAGGAUCUUCACCACAACACACACACCCAACUGUGUGUUUCAGGACGUUGAUGAGAGGGCCGUGCCUCUGUUGGGCUAUCUUCCACAAGACCUAAUUGGGACCCCUGUCCUUCUUCACCUUCACCCCAAUGACAGGCCGCUGAUGCUGGCAGUGCACCGCAAGAUUCUGCAGUACAUGGGGCAGCCUUUCGAUCACUCCUCCAUCCGCUUCUGCGCUCGCAAUGGCGAAUACGUGACCAUAGACACUAGUUGGUCCAGCUUUGUCAACCCCUGGAGCCGGAAGGUGUCCUUCGUUAUCGGAAGACACAAAGUCCGCAUGGGUCCUGUGAAUGAAGAUGUGUUUUCUGCUCCUGCUUUCACUGAAGGGAAAAUCAUGGACUCAGAUAUUCAGGAAAUCACUGAGCAGAUACACAAACUACUGCUACAGCCAGUACACAGUAUGGGCUCUAGUGGUUACGGUAGCCACGGCAGCAACGGUUCUCACGACCACCUACUCAGCGUGGCCUCGUCCAGCGACAGCAACAGUAAUGGCAACAUGGCCAUGGGCAACGGCAACACUGGUCAGGAGGAGGGAAGCAAGACCAAACCAAGAACUUUUCAGGAGAUUUGUAAAGGAGUUCAGAUGCUGAAGACUCAGGACCAGCAGGGCUCCACUGCUAAAUCCGAUCAGAAAAAGAGCACAGAGACAGGGUUAAAGGCUCCAGCUGUGAAGCAGAAAGACGCUCUGGUGGUCAGAGAUGGUACUGCAGCGGUGGAGGAGUUGAGGGACCAGACCUUGUACUCUUAUCAGCAGAUCAGCUGUUUGGAUAGUGUGAUAAGGUAUUUGGAGAGUUGUAAUGUACCCAUUACAGUGAAGCGGAAGUACCAGUUCUCCUCCAACACCACCUCCUCUAACUCAGAUGAGGAAAAGAAAGGGUCAGAUGGAGCCCUGCAGAGCCUGGAAGAUCCUAGAUCCAGUAAGAAGCCUCCGGCUGGCCCUGCCGCUGUGGUCAGUGGGACUUUGGCUCCUUUACCCCUGCCUACUAAACCAGAGAGUGUGGUGUCCAUCACCUCUCAGUGUUCAUACAGCAGCACCAUUGUACACGUGGGAGACAAGAAACAGCCAGAAUCAGAGAUCAUUGAGGAUGUAGCAGAAAGCCCCGCCCCUCCUGCGCCCAUCAGCAUGGUGUCUCCACCCACAGUGGAGCAGGGGGCCUACCGGAAGCUGGGGCUGACCAAACAGGUGCUUGCCGCACACACACAGAAAGAGGAGCAGGCGUUCCUGAGUCGCUGCAAAGAACUGUGCCAGAGCUGGACGCUACAGAAAGACGGUCCAGCUAAUGCGGCCAGAAACCGCGGACAAGCUAACGAUGUUCUAUCAGGACCUCAUGCAUCCAAACCAGGCGCAUCUGGUGCAGAACCAGCCACUAAACGUAGCGGCCGAACCAGGAAGUCAAAGAAACCUCGCAUAAACAAACCUGAUUCGUCAGACAGUGCUGCGUCUCAGCGGAUGCGCCGGCCACCUCUGCAGAGCCUGAAUCAAACAUCCUGGUCUCCAUCCGAGGCAUCUCAGUCUGCGUUUUCAGUCCCAUACCCUGCUUUGGUCCCGGGAUAUCCACUUUACACAGCUGCUCCUCCACCCGCAACUACACUGCCCCCUAGUGGCGAACGGAACCCAGCCGGAAGCUUUGCAGAGGCUCCGAAUGCUCAGGCGGCACCCACUGCCCCACCAUACCCUGCCCCAUUGGUUACACCAGUGGUGGCAUUUGUUUUGCCCAAUUAUGUGUUUCCUCAACUCAGCACGGCGCCACGCCCACCUUUCUAUGCAGAACCCCAACAAACCUACAACAACCAGCAACCCUUUCAGCACCAACCAACUGUAAACCCCCAGCAACCCCUCCAACCUCAACAGAACUACACUACCCAACAGCCCUUUCAACACUCUCAACCACAACAAGCAUACAACACCCAGCAACCCUUCCAGCCCCAACAAGCUUAUGCCACUCAGCAACUCUUUCAGCCCCAGCCAGCCUACAAUAACCAGCAAUCCUUUCAACCGCAGCAGACUUACACCGUACAGCAAGCUUUCCAACCUCAAACAGCAUAUAGUUCCCAGCAACCUUUUCAGCCCCAGCAAGGCUACACUGCCCAGCAACCUUUUCAACCUCAGCAGCCCUUCGCUAACCAGCAGCAAACUUUUCAGCCCCAAACUCCUUUCAACCCCCCGCAGCCGUUUCAAAUGCAGACCCAAUUUGCUGCGCAGACGCCGUUCUCUCCGUACAGGAUGACCUCUGAUCCCAAACCUCCUGCUAAUGAAGCCCCAGACGUGACAUCCCCGCCUCCCUCACCCCAUUCUCCUCCCCUUUUUGGCUCCCACUGUAGCUCUCCCCUGCAGCUGGACCUGCUACAGCUGGAGGACAAGCCAGACUCACACAGCACAGCGGCCCCUUCAGGUUCCCAGGGGAUCUGCAGCUCAGCACAGGAGAAGAGCAACACAGUCAGCAGUAGCGCCACUGCUGUGGCAGGGGAGGCACAACAGUCUUGCUGCCUGGGAGACGGAAGACGAGGCGACGGUCACUCUUCGUCCAGCGACCUAAUGGAGCUGCUAAUGCAGGAAGACUCUCGCUCCGGAACGGGCUCGGCCACCUCCGCCUCCACAGGCUCUGCCUCCAACGGCUGCAACACCUCCAACAGUGGCACAGGAAGCAGUAAUACAAGCAAAUAUUUCGGGAGUGUUGAGUCCUCUGAAAAUUACCACAAGGAGAAGAGGAAAAAAGAUGGACAAAACUUAAAAUAUGUCCUUCAAGAUCCGCUCUGGCUGCUGAUGGCCAACGCUGAUGACAAAGUCAUGAUGACUUAUCAGGUGCCAGCACGGGACACGGACAAGGUGUUGCGUGAUGAUCGUGAGCGUUUGCGGCGGAUGCAGAAGAGUCAGCCGCGUUUCACCUCAGACCAGAGGAGAGAGCUCAUAGAGCAGCACCCCUGGAUGAGGAGAGGGGGUCUACCCAAAGCCAUUGACGUCAAGGAAUGCUUGUACUGUGAGGACGACACCCACGCUCCAUUAGAAGAAGACCUGCCUGACAUGGAGCUCGGCAUUCUGGGAACAGAGACAGCGCAGGAAGAGACACGGGAAGAGGCAGGGCAACCUGGCCUGGUCUCCUAGCAACUCUGUAACCCUAGUUGUUUAUCAGCCAGCGUGGGGUGGCCCAAAACCUCCAGCUGAACGCUGCCCCACACUCUCUCUCACACACAUGUGUAUUGCAUAGUUUACACUGCACAGUUUUUAUAUCCUGAGCAGAUCAGAUCACCCUACCUUCAGUUCUAGUGAAGUUGUGAGGGUGUACAGCACUGCGCAAAAGUCAGAGACCACCCUGUAUUUAUUCACUUUUCAGUCAUUAAGUCCAAGCUAAUCAUUUCAGUGUGAGAAAAAAUGCAAAAAAAGAAAUUACAUUUUUUAAAUUAAAUUUAAAAGAAAUGUUACAUACAUAAAUCUGCAGGAAUACAUUGUUUAAGUUCAGUCAUAGGUUUUCUGCUUCUCGUGAUACACAUUCAAUGAUGUUGAGGUCUGGACGCUUAGGUGGACAGCCCAUUGUUCUAACAACAUCAGCAGCUUUUUUGUUUUAUUUGCUAUUUAUUUAUUUUUUCUUUGUCUGUCUCCUUUCCUCAGUGAGGCUUCUCGACAGCUACACAUCCUUUCAGGCCCAUAGCACUGAGUUGUCUUCUUUUUUCAGAUCCGAAGCAAGAGUUUAGCUAGAUUUUCAUCUGUACAGGAUGAUUUUUUGAGCAUUAAUUAUCUGAUGGUGACAGUUUUGGUGGUCUUCCAGGUCUUGCAUGGUUGUUAGGAGUCCCACUUUCUCUGUAUCUUUUAAUAAUUUUGAACUCCAGUUUUGGAAAGGUCUUGUUUUUUCAAGUAUUUUGCUUUGACUCUCUUUUCUUUAUGCAAGCAGAUUAUCUUAGAUGUAAUCACCUCAGAAACAUGUCCUGAAAAAUGAACAUUAUGGGCGUUUUGAGUGGUAAUAAAUAAAUGAAGGGUCUCUGACUUUUGCGGAGUACUGUAUAUGUGUGUGUGUGUGUGUGUGUAUGUAUGCUUGUAAAAGCGGUGUAGCUAAAAUCCCCAGACUGUGACCAACCACUACGGCAAACGGUUAAUAGAUUAAUUAUUCAUUUUUAUUAUUAGGUAAUUCAUAAUUAAUUAAAUUAAUUUAAAGGUUAUCAUCUUCGUCCCUGACUUGAAGUCCAAAAAUGAGAAGAUAUAAAUGCAUUUUUUUCUUUCAGUUCUAAAAGGAUUAUUGCAAUCAAAGACUGUAUUAGAUUUUUAAGAAUGUGUGAAGGACACUUAUGGACAUUGUGCAGCCAA